AUGGAUGAUUACGAUACAAUUGAUAAUAAUCUAGAUGCAGGGACACCUCAUGAUAGGAAGGACAUUGAUCUGGUUCCACUUGCAAUCACUGACAAUUUGGAUGAAUUGACUAUAAAGGAAUUUGAUGAAUUACAAUCAGCCUUGAUUAUUCAAGCAGAUACAUCAGAACCUGCCCACUUUAUGCAAUGUAUUGAAGAGAGAUUGUGUUAUUAUGUUAAAAAUCCAAAAUUAUUCAAGACUUCGGAGGAGUCCACUGAAUCACAUUGGACGAGAUUCAUGCUCGAUCAGAAAUGUAUAUUCAAGAAGGUGGAUCGGAUUAAUGAAUCCAGUUUUUGUAGCUUGCAACCUCAAGUGAUGAGGAGCUUUCUGAGAGGAUAUAAUAUUGUUUUCUUCACGUUAUAUUCUGGAACUUAUACGGGAUUUGAUUCAGUUGUUGUAGGUGUGAUUAAUGAUUUAAUCAACAGUGGAGAGUUGUCUGUAGUGUUUUUGAGAGGAGCAGGACGAUCAGUUCCAAUGAGACUUGGUUUUGUGAGAAGAAAGGACACAAAUGAUGGUUAUGUGGAGUAUACAGAUGGAACUUAUGUACAACUCUUGCUACAAAAUAUUAAUCAAUUGGAUAAUCAGAGCUUGACUAUAUUUGUGAAUAAGUGUAUGAACAAAUUAGAAAAUAGAGUUCAAACAAUUGGUGAAGUGGAAGAGACUAUUGAGGAUUGUUUGAAAUUGGAUGAUUUAUACAUUUGUGGAGUUUGUGACACCACCUUGAGUAAUGUAAAUGAUUGGCAUUUACUUGCUAGGAGUGUAAGUGAAAGGCAGAAAUAUCCAUGGGUUAUUCACAAAACUAAGAAGGUAAUGUUCACUCCAUGUAACAACAUGAUGAUGAAUAAUAAUAGAAGAGUAGGAGAUCAAGAUUUAAAUCCAUUGCCUUGUUUUCAACCUUUACAUGGAAAUGCUCCUUCCUCAAUGAGUGGUGGAUUUGGUGGCAAUCAAGUUGGACCAAAUAAUCCAAUUUUCAAUGAUCGUUCGAAUUUUCCUUCUGCUUCUUCAAUGGGAGGAGGAGAUAUGAAACCUCCUCAGAUGUUACCAGGUUCUCGAUUUGAUCCAGUUUAUCCUACCAUUGGACCAUUUGGAGGUUAUGGAAGUGGAAAUAGAGGAGGUAGUUCUUCAUCUUCGUUUGGAAAUGUUAAUCCAGAUCAUCACAAACCUCCACAAUUUGAAGACGAAGAUUUGUAGUUAUUUCUAAAGAGUGAAACAAGAGAUUCAACAAUAUAGCCCGAGUUAAUAUGUAAAAUGAAUAAAUUU
Naegleria gruberi is the source of this 1299-nucleotide messenger RNA. RefSeq lists its product as uncharacterized. The record is from RefSeq and is a predicted model, not a curated record. Lineage: Eukaryota; Heterolobosea; Eutetramitea; Acrasida; Naegleriidae. Bases 1 to 1230 code for a protein of 409 amino acids. The transcript has 2 exons.